AUGACUAACGCCACGAUAACUGUGGAUUUUGAUAAACUAUAUCAAGAUGUUCAAUGCUAUUCUGAUACAAUAUACAGGUUCAAUGGCGUUUGGGAUGGCCCUAAUCCCUUGCUUCCAGUUGUUCCUCUCUUCCUUGUUCAAUUAACAGUUGCUGUCCUGGCCACCCGCCUUCUCAUUAUUGCCUUUAGACCCUUUAACCAACCUCCCUUUGUAGCUGAAAUCCUCACUGGUAUCAUCUUGGGACCUUCUGUACUUGGGAAACUUUCAUUCUUCUCAAAUUUCUUAUUUCCACCUUACUACCUUCCAGUGUUAGAGCCAAUGGCGCAUUACUCCUUGGUCUAUUAUGCAUUACUGACGGGAUUACAGAUGGACAUACGAGCAAUGUACCGAACAGGAACCCAGGCUAAGCAUAUUGCCGUGGCUGGAAUAUUUAUUCCAAUGAUCAUUGGUUCCUCCUCAUACUUCACUAUAGAGGAUCACGUAACGGCUGAAUCACCAACAAAAUUAGGUGCUUUUUUCUGGGGUUCUGCUCUAACAGUGACAGGAUUUUCAGUGCUGUCUAAAGUUCUUGAUAGGCAGAAAAUCCUUCACACAGAGAUUGGAAAAAUAGCUGUCGCUUCAGCUUUACUCAGUGACCUGGCCUCAUGGUUUUUUCUUGCGCUAGGACUUGCAAUAACGGGGGAUAAAACAACAAAUUUGAUCUGGAUUGUGUUAUCUACGUGCGCUGUCGUGUUGUUGUGUGGUUUCUAUGUUCGUCCUGCUCUGAGUUGGAUCGUUAAGAAUACUCCAGAAGGCCAAGGGUAUAGUGAAUUCUACCUGUGUUCAGUAAUAACAGGAGUUGGGCUCCUCGGAGUGAUCACAGACGCAUGUGGUACACAUCCACUUAUUGGUGCUUUAGUUUUUGGACUGAUCAUCCCUGAUGAAGUUCUUGAAUCUGUACUUGUUGAUAGGCUUAAAGAUGUUGUGAAUGGAAUAUUUAUGCCUGUUUUCUUUGUUGCCUGUGGGCUUAGAGCCGACCUGAAUAAAGUUGAGGCAAGCUGGAUUAAGGUGGCAUUAAUCAUCAUAUUAGCCUCUUCUGCUAAAAUUGUAAGCGCCCUUACGAUCUCAUUUUUACAUGAUUUACCAACCAAAGAGGCAGUGGCUGUUGGAGUACUCACUAACACUAAGAGCACCUUAGCUUUGGCAAUUCUUGAGAUUGGUCUCACCCAAAAGGCUCUGACUCAGGAAAGUUUCUCAGUUAUGGUUGUUGCCAUUCUUGUGAUGACAAUGGUUGUCACGCCAGCAACAAUGUUGUACCGUCCCACAAAGAAUAUGACGCCAUAUAAGAGGAGAACCAUACAAAAAGCAAAAUCAGAUGAAGAACUCCGAAUACUUGCUUGUAUCUAUGAUGUACGAAAUGUCCCUUCCAUCAUCAAUCUCCUGGAAGUGUCCAAUUCCACUCAAAAAUCACCAAUCACUGUUUUUGCUCUUCACCUAGUUGAACUCAUCGGCCGUGCCUCUGCUAUGCUGGUUGUCCACAGCGCAGGUGGAUCAGGCCCCAGAAAUCCAAGUUAUUUAGAAGAAAGAACAGAACAAAUCCUCGCUGCCUUCGAAAACUACAAGCUACAAAGUGAGGGUGUAGAUACUCAGGUGAUGACUGCAAGUUCAGCUUAUGCGACAAUGGAUGAAGAUAUUUGCAGCAUUGCCAAGGACAAGAGGGCAGCAUUCAUAAUGCUCCCCUUUCACAAGCAACAAACCUUGGAUGGAGACAUGGAGGACAUAAAUCCCACUGCUCGAAAUGUCAAUGAGAGUGUGAUGGAAAAUGCACCAUGUUCUGUGGGCAUUCUUAUUGACCGUGGUCUCACUGAUUCACAAAACCGUGCAAGGAGCAUUGCCAUGCUGUUUUUUGGAGGUUCCGAUGAUAGGGAGGCAUUAGCUUAUGCAUGGAGAAUGGCUGAACAUCCAGAGACCAGCCUAACAGUGGUAAGGUUCAUUUCAGGUCAAGACACGGAGGAAGAAGAAUGGGAUCCCCUGGCUUUUGAAGAUAGAGAUCAAGUGACUAUAGAAAUCGACUCCAAAAGCCACGGACUUCUAGACGAUGAAUUCUUGAACAAAUUUAAGAUUGCUACAGUCAAUGACAGCUCCAUAAGCUUCUCUGAACUCAUGCUGAACGAUGAAGAAGAGACUGUUAAUGCAAUAAAAGACAUGGAUGGUGACAAUCACGAUCUAUACAUAGUCGGGAAAGGGAGAGGAGUAACAUCGCCUCUGACAGUAGGCCUUGCUGAUUGGUGUGACUGCCCUGAGCUAGGGCCUAUUGGGGAUCUUUUGGUCACAUCAGAAUUCAAAUCUGUGUUUUCAGUGCUGGUGGUGCAGCAAUAUCAUAAGCCAUCUGUUCCUAGAGAUGGUUCAGUGAGGUCUGCCGGCACAAUUAGUCAGAGGAAGGACAUGGAAUUCAGGCCAUCACUCUCGGAGACCGAAACAUUUGAGCCAUAUGCAAGCUUUAGAAAGACUAAUUUCUUAACCAUGAACUAG
This is a messenger RNA of Coffea eugenioides, 2511 nucleotides long. Its product is annotated as cation/H(+) antiporter 15-like. Bases 1 to 2511 code for a protein of 836 amino acids. The transcript is spliced from 3 exons. Gene Ontology annotation, cellular component: membrane; endomembrane system. Lineage: Eukaryota; Viridiplantae; Streptophyta; Magnoliopsida; Gentianales; Rubiaceae. The record is from RefSeq and is a predicted model, not a curated record. Gene Ontology annotation, biological process: regulation of pH; proton transmembrane transport. Gene Ontology annotation, molecular function: antiporter activity.